CAAGGAUCUUAUUCGUUUCUCUCUUUUGCACGCUAUUACAAAAAAAAAAAAAAGCUCAUCGGUUUCUCAGAUCCACUUUCUUCUUUCUUUGCGUUAAUCUCUUGUUUGGUAUGGGAUUCUUCUCCUUUCCUCUGUGAUCUAUUGUUGUGUUAUAUAAAGUUGGUUGCUUUAAAGGUUUUUGUCUUUGUUAUUCCCUUGUGUUCAGGUCUGAGACAUGGCUUCUAAGAGGAUUUUGAAAGAGCUUAAGGAUUUGCAGAAGGAUCCUCCUUCUAACUGUAGCGCAGGUCCUGUGGCUGAGGAUAUGUUCCAUUGGCAAGCAACUAUCAUGGGACCUCCUGAUAGUCCUUAUGCUGGAGGAGUCUUUUUGGUUUCAAUUCACUUUCCUCCGGAUUACCCUUUCAAGCCACCUAAGGUGUCUUUUAAGACAAGGGUGUACCAUCCCAACAUCAACAGCAAUGGAAGCAUUUGCCUUGAUAUCUUGAAAGAACAGUGGAGUCCUGCUCUUACCAUAUCCAAGGUUUGACCUUUUGUAUCUCUCUAUUUACCCAAGACUGUUUCAGGUGAUCAUGUUUGUUAAUGCUGAGUGUGGAUGAUGAUGUUGUGGAUACAGGUUUUGUUGUCGAUUUGCUCGUUGUUGACAGACCCGAACCCAGAUGAUCCCCUUGUGCCAGAGAUAGCUCAUAUGUACAAGACUGAUAAAUCCAAGUACGAGUCUACUGCGCGAAGCUGGACACAGAAGUACGCCAUGGGAUGAGAAAGACUUGGACUCAAAUGGUCGAGACAAUCAAAGCAUAACGUUAUUACUCAUCUAUAUAUAUCA
Molecule: messenger RNA, 820 nt
Organism: Eruca vesicaria subsp. sativa (arugula)
Lineage: Eukaryota; Viridiplantae; Streptophyta; Magnoliopsida; Brassicales; Brassicaceae
Source: the annotation of a GenBank genome assembly